AGUCGCUGAUCUAUGUUGCGUGUCCAUGAUGGUGACUCGCAAAACGUCUUGAAUGUUCAUCCUAACCUGAAACUGUGAAUCUGAAUGAUCAAAGAAAGAAUUGUGUUUUUACUUUGUGUAUCUGUUAAGAGAAAAGCUGAGUAAAAUGCCGGAAACGAAAACAGAAACAAAACCCAUUAAAGAUAUGAAGAAUGGAAAAGAAGACGAUAAAAAUGAUUUGUCAGAAGAAGAUAAACUUCUACAGGAAGAAUUAACUAUGCUCGUGGAGCGCCUGCAGGAUGCCAAUACCAAACUAUAUCAUCCUGCCUUGGAAUCUUUGCGUUCGCAUAUUCGUGCGUCAACAACAUCAAUGACAAGUGUUCCAAAGCCACUGAAAUUUAUGCGGCCUCAUUAUGAUACUAUGAAGAGCAUCUAUGAAAAAAUUACUAAUGUCAAAUGUAAAGAAUUAUGUUCCGACAUUAUUUCAGUCCUGGCAAUGACCAUGGGCGAAGGUCGAGAGUGUUUGAAAUACAGGCUCACAGGUUCGGCAUUGGCGAUUGGCGAAUGGGGACAUGAAUAUGUUAGACAUUUAUCGGGAGAAUUGGCAGGGGAAUGGGAUGAAGUCACGGGUGAUAAUGUUGAGGCGACAAACAAGAAACUGAUUGCUCUGGUGCAUGAGAUUGUUCCCUAUAACAUGGUACACAACGCCGAAACGGAGGCAUGCGACCUGUUAAUGGAGAUCGAAAGGCUUGAUUUGCUAGAACAAUAUGUUGACGAAAGCGCGUAUCAACGAGUAUGUCUCUAUCUUACAAGCUGCGUGCCAUAUGUAGCUGAUCCAGAGAACAGCACUCUUCUUCAUGUCGCUUGUAAAUUAUAUCGAAAAUUCGGACAAUAUCCACAAGCAAUCAGGCUGGCGAUGCAAUUGAAUGAUUUACCUCUUAUUGAAUCAAUCUUCACAAAUUGUAGGGAUCUUUCUGUGCAAAAGCAAUUGGCUUUUAUGCUGGGUCGUCAACAGAUCUUUCUGGAGUUACAUGAGGCUACAGUAGAAGAUGACGAUUUGUUCGAAAUAAUGUCCAAUUCCCAUUUAAACAAUCAUUUCCUGAACUUGGCACGAGAGUUGGACAUAAUGGAACCCAAGACACCAGAAGAUGUCUACAAAUCCCAUCUAGAGAAUUCACGACCGCCAUUCGGCGGUGGCCAGGUUGACUCGGCGCGACAGAAUCUCGCGGCGAGUUUUGUCAAUGGUUUCGUGAACGCUGCGUUUGGUCAUGACAAACUGUUGAUUGAGGAUGGUAAUAAGUGGCUGUACAAGAAUAAGGAGCACGGCAUGCUAAGCGCAACCGCAUCCCUAGGUCUAAUCCUGCUGUGGGAUGUUGACGGCGGUCUCACUCCUAUCGACAAGUACCUGUACUCGUCGGAAGAUUAUAUCAAGUCCGGUGCUCUGCUAGCUUGUGGCAUUGUUAAUUGCGGCGUGAGAAAUGAAUGCGAUCCCGCCUUGGCUCUACUAUCCGAUUAUGUAUUGCACAGCAGCAACACCAUGCGUAUUGGUGCUAUCGUCGGUCUCGGUAUUGCAUACGCCGGAUCUAAUCGAGAAGCCGUACUGGGUCUGUUGACGCCAGUGCUCAGUGACACUAAAUCGAGUUGGGAAGUGCUGGGUAUGACUGGUCUGGCAUUAGGGAUGGUCGCCGCCGGCUCCUGUAACGCUUACGUCACCACAGCGAUCAUGCACACGCUAAUGGACAAAUCGGAGUCCGAUCUCAAAGACACUUAUGCGCGAUUCCUGGCGCUCGGUCUGGGAUUAUGUUUCCUGGGAAAGCAGGAGGCUGCAGAAGCGAUUAUAGCAGCUCUAGAAAUCGUUCACGAACCGUUCAGGUCGAUGUCGACGACGUUGGUGGAAGUAUGCGCGUAUGCUGGCACGGGGAACGUCCUCAAGAUCCAACACUUGCUGCACAUCUGUUCGGAGCACUAUGAACCGAGCAACGAGAAGGAGGAAAAGAGCGAACGUAAGGACAAGGAGAAGAAGGAAGAGAAGAAAGAGGAUAAGGAGAAGGAUCUUAGUUCUAGACAGGCUAUUGCCGUUCUUGGUAUUGCCUUGAUCGCUAUGGGAGAGGAAAUCGGUGCCGAGAUGGCAUACAGGACCUUUGGUCACCUAUUACGUUAUUGCGAGCCCGUGAUUCGCCGUUCGGUGCCGCUUGCCCUAGGUCUCAUCUCGGUGUCGAAUCCGAAACUAAACAUCUUGGAUACAUUGUCCAAGUUCUCACACGACAGCGACCCUGAAGUGGCGCACAACGCGAUAUUCGCUAUGGGCUUGGUCGGUGCCGGUACAAAUAAUGCACGAUUGGCCGCUAUGUUGAGGCAAUUGGCUCAGUUCCACGCGAAGGAUCCCAACAAUCUCUUCAUGGUACGCAUCGCGCAAGGCUUGACGCAUCUAGGUAAAGGUACGCUUACCUUGUCACCCUAUCACAGCGACAGGCAGCUGCUCAGCCCUGUUGCUCUCGCCGGACUUUUAUCGACAUUGAUUGGUUUUUUGGACGUGAAAAACAUUAUUCUCGGACGCUCACACUAUCUCUUGUAUACGCUGGCCGCUGCGAUGCAGCCCAGAAUGCUGGUGACUUUCGAUGAGGACCUAAAUCCGUUGGCCGUACCGGUGAGAGUUGGUCUUGCUGUCGAUGUCGUCGGCCAAGCGGGCAAACCGAAGACUAUCACAGGCUUCCAGACGCACACCACUCCGGUAUUGUUGGCAUACGGCGAGAGAGCAGAACUUGCCACCGAGGAAUACAUACCGUUGACGCCGAUCAUGGAGGGUUUCGUAAUUUUAAGAAAAAAUCCGGACUUUAUACCCUAGUCGUAAUAUUUUUUCAAUCUUCAAUACGCUCCGUAUUAAACUCCACUUGUAAGGCAGAAUAUAAUAAAAGUGUGUGUUAUUAUUCACUUUA
Formica exsecta is the source of this 2915-nucleotide messenger RNA. RefSeq names its product 26S proteasome non-ATPase regulatory subunit 2 (gene Rpn1). The record is from RefSeq and is a predicted model, not a curated record. The coding region runs from base 146 to 2824 and encodes 892 amino acids. The transcript has 4 exons. Lineage: Eukaryota; Metazoa; Arthropoda; Insecta; Hymenoptera; Formicidae. Gene Ontology annotation, molecular function: enzyme regulator activity. Gene Ontology annotation, biological process: proteasome-mediated ubiquitin-dependent protein catabolic process; regulation of protein catabolic process. Gene Ontology annotation, cellular component: proteasome regulatory particle, base subcomplex; nucleus; proteasome complex.